Messenger RNA from Daphnia pulex (common water flea), 1345 nucleotides. RefSeq names its product pseudouridine-5'-phosphatase-like. Bases 208 to 1122 code for a protein of 304 amino acids. The record is from RefSeq and is a predicted model, not a curated record. Lineage: Eukaryota; Metazoa; Arthropoda; Branchiopoda; Diplostraca; Daphniidae. Gene Ontology annotation, molecular function: phosphatase activity. The transcript is spliced from 6 exons.
CUAUACCAGACGAAAUGCUCUUGGUUUGACAUUGAGUUGACACAAACAAAAUCAAAACCCUCUGAACCCUUUACUUUACGUGCCUAUGUGUCAGCGUAGUUUGGUUUUUCAAGCGUUACAAAAGCCGGCUAGUCCCAAGACGAAGAGGAUACCAACUAUAAACCUUUCAUUUCCUAUUAGUGGAUUCCUAUCGUGGACGGAAAAAAAAUGGAACAGUUUGAACCAGUAACUCACGUCCUUUUCGAUAUGGAUGGCUUAUUACUAGAUACAGAAACUUUGUACACGAUCACCAUACAGCAGAUUGCCGAUCGAUACGGAGGUAAGAUUUUUACAUGGGAGAUGAAAAGUCGGCUAAUGGGGAUGAUGGGGAGAGAAGCUGCAGUCGCCAUCGUUGAAACUUUAGAUCUUCCAAUCGAGCCUGAGGAGUACAUGUCUUCGUCGCAGAAAAUUAUGUCGCAGAUGUUUCCUUCUUGUAAAUUCUUACCAGAUUCGGAGGAGAUUUACUCACGGGCCAUUCAAGAGGUAUCCGACCGACAUGGAGGCAAGGCCUUCACCUGGGAGCUCAAAGUUCGCCAAAUGGGACUAGUAUCGGCAGAUUUAGCUGCUCUAGUCGUCAAAGAACUGCAGCUUCCCAUAACGGCUGAAGAAUACUUGGCGGAAGUCGGGCCCGUCAACGUUAGGCUCUUUCCGAGUGCCAACUUGAUGCCAGGUGCCGAGCGUCUGUUGCGCCACUUGCACUCGAAAGGAGUGCACAUCGCAGUUGCCACGAGCAGCAGCCGCGAAAAUUUCAAACUGAAAACCACUCACCACGGAGGUGUUUUUCAGCUGUUCAAGCACAUUGUGACUGGCAGCUCAGAUCCGGAAGUGAAGGCCGGCAAACCAGCUCCUGAUAUUUUCCUGAUUUGCGCUUCUCGAUUUCCCGAACCCGCUCCUCAUCCGUCAAAGUGCCUAGUGUUUGAGGAUGCCCCGAACGGAGUGAAAGCCGCACGAGCUGCCGGAAUGCAAGUAGUGAUGGUUCCCGAUCCUCGCAUGGAUCCGCUCUUGACUCAAGAAGCCACUCUUGUACUCAAAUCGCUGGAGGAAUUCAAACCGGAACUUUUCGGUUUACCUGCCUUUGACUAAAAAAUUAAAACGAAACUAGGUUUACUGUUAGUAUUUGGCAAUUUACUAUCUGGUCUCUUUUAUUAUUGAAGAGGUGCAAACUGUCACGUCAACCGCACGACAGGGUUAUGGGUCUCACGCGUCAUUUUUUCCACCCUUUUUUGUGUGCAACUGCAAGCGUGCUCUAACUUUCAUUUUAGUUUUUCGUGUGACUUCACAAAUACACGUCUAUUAAAGCCUGUUA